AUGAACAACGGGGUAAGAGCAGCACUAGAACUGAGUGCCGAAAAUUUAGUGAUCGUGGGUGACUCGAGGCUUGCAAUCCAACAAUACCUAGGGGUGAUUGCAUGCCGAAAGAAGACGCGCAUGGCCAAAUUAAACUACCACAAGGAACUGACGUCAAAGUUAAAGUCAGUCAAGUACCUUCAUAUUUUGAGAAGGGAAUUCAAUGCAGCCGCGGACUCACUAGCGACGGAAGCACUGGAAUCGAAGACAUCAAAAGUGGUAUUAGAUGAAAGCCGAAAACCCGAGUUGACAGGACUCAAUCGCAUCCGAGAAGUGAUCUACGACUCCAGUCAAACCAGAAUUGAGGUAAAACCCGUUGCUGAAGACUCAACUCGAAGAAUUAGCACAAUUUUAGCCUCUCAGCGGAUACAAUUAGAGCGACGACUGAGAAUUGCUAUCGUCCAAGACGAAGAGCUAAAAUGGAUAAAUCUGAAAACGGUUUACUUGGAAACUCCGACAAGCUCAAAUAUAGAGCUGCCCGAGAUGCAGCGAUUUCUCUUGACGGACGAUAAUGUGCUGUAUUAUAUGAACCCGACUCCGCGGAACCAACAAACCAAUCAACAGGAAUUGAGACUGCGACUGGUAGUUCCAACUACGAUGAUCCAAGAGGUUCUUCAAAACAACCAUGACUCAUUGGAAGGAGGACAUCAAGGUGUAGUGAGGACAUAUCAACGAGUGAAGCAAGAUUAUUAUUGGUUUGGCCUUUACGCAGACGUUGAAAAACACGUGAAGUCGUGUCCGGAUUGUAGUUCAAGUAAGAGCAAACCCCAGUUGAGAGGAUACUCUCCCGGCAACAUUCUCGCUGAAAGGCCAUUCCAGAUUGUGUCGAUGGAUUUCGUGAUUCCACUGCUGAAAUCUCGGCAAGGCAACACGGCGCUACUGCUAUUCUAG
Molecule: messenger RNA, 930 nt
Organism: Phytophthora megakarya
Lineage: Eukaryota; Oomycota; Peronosporomycetes; Peronosporales; Peronosporaceae
Source: the annotation of a GenBank genome assembly